CCCGUCGAGCAGGCAAUUUAGUUUUGUGUGAUUAACUCCAAAAGCACAGGGAGCUUUAAUUUACACGUGGCAAGAUAUUAACCCAAUACGAGAUGUAUAAGUUGAACCGGCAACAACAAAAUCAGACAGGAGAAGAAAAUUGAGGCAGAGCCGGUGGGCGAGAUAAACUCCACGGUUGAAACCAGAUUUAACAAAUUAUCUCUUUCUCCUAUGUCGGAAUUUUCCCGCCAAUUCGAUCAACUCAAAACGACGUCCUUUCUCCCCGCAGCAUGAAUUUCCUUCCCCGAUUCACUUCAUUCCCUUCAAAGCCACUCUUUUUACGAUCAUCUUAUCCAUAGCUCUCCUUCUAUUCAAACCACCCCUUAACCCGACCCAGAUCCAAACUGAAACCCACAAUCAAACGCCGUCGUCCCCCAAUAAUUACAUUGUCCGGUUCAUCCAGUACAAGAACGCUGAAGAUCACCGUUCAUAUCUGAAAUCCCGGAUUCGAUCCGACGGCUGGAAAUGGAUCGACAGAAAAAACCCGGCUUCCAAAUACCCUACCGAUUUUGGGUUAAUUUGGAUCCAGGAUUCGGUGAAAGAAAGAUUAAUCGAAGAGAUUGAGAAGUUGGAAUCAGUCAAAGAUGUGAAUUUGGAUUUCAGCUAUAAAAGGGAACUGCUUGGAGCUUUGAGGAUGGGAAAAAACGACCUGGAAAGAUUUUUACUUCGAUGUCGUUUAAUGAAGGAGAGUAUUACGCCGCUACGACGAGUAAUUCCACGAUCAAUUGGGGACGGCAUCUUUUAACGCAGAAGUCUCAAGUUACUUCCUUGUUUGGAGCGGAUGUUCUUUGGGGGAAAGGGUAUACUGGUGCUAAAGUUAAAAUGGCCAUAUUUGAUACUGGAAUCCGAGAAGAUCAUCCACAUUUCCGUAAUAUUAAGGAACGAACAAAUUGGACCAAUGAAGAUACACUAAAUGAUAAUCUUGGACAUGGUACAUUCGUUGCGGGCCUUGUUGCUGGUCAAGAUGCUGAAUGUCUUGGUUUUGCCCCAGACACUGAGAUUUAUGCUUUUCGUGUGUUCACAGAUGCACAGGUUUGGGAAAUAACAGCAAAUAAUAUUAUUAUGGUUUCGGCAAUUGGAAAUGAUGGACCACUCUAUGGCACUUUAAACAAUCCAGCGGACCAGAGCGAUGUUAUUGGCGUUGGUGGGAUUGACUAUAGUGAUCACAUAGCCUCAUUUUCUUCACGUGGCAUGAGUACUUGGGAGAUUCCUCAUGGUUACGGUCGUGUGAAACCAGAUGUUGUAGCUUAUGGACGGGAAAUUAUGGGGUCCAAGAUCAGUACAGGUUGUAAAAGUUUAUCAGGGACUAGUGUGGCAAGUCCUGUGGUUGCUGGUAUGGUAUGCCUUCUUGUCAGCAUUAUCCCUGUAAACAAUCGGAAAAACAUUCUAAACCCUGCAAGUAUGAAACAAGCACUUGUUGAGGGGGCUGCAAAGCUUGCUGGUCCAAACAUGUAUGAGCAAGGAGCAGGAAGAGUUGAUCUGUUAGAAUCAUAUGAAAUCCUAAAGAACUACCAACCUCGUGCAAGCAUUUUCCCUAGUAUUCUUGAUUAUAAAGACUGCCCUUAUUCCUGGCCCUUUUGUCGACAACCACUUUAUGCUGGUGCCAUGCCUGUAAUUUUCAAUGCUACCAUUCUAAAUGGGAUGGGAGUUAUAGGUUUUGUCGAAAGUCCACCAACAUGGCAUCCUUUGGAUGAGGAAGGGAGUCUCCUAAAUAUUCGUUUUACUUAUUCAGAAGUUAUCUGGCCUUGGACUGGUUAUCUAGCUCUGCACAUGCAGAUUAAAGAAGAAGGUGCGCAAUUUUCAGGAGAGAUUGAAGGAAAUGUAACUGUUAGGGUAUACAGUCCUCCAUCUCAAGGUGAGAAGAGCCCUCGGAGAAGUACCUGUGUGCUUCAGUUGAAAUUGAAAGUGGUUCCUACACCUCCAAGAUCAAAACGGGUUUUGUGGGAUCAGUUUCACAAUAUUAAGUACCCUCCUGGAUAUAUUCCAAGAGACUCUUUAGAUGUUCGUAAUGACAUUCUUGACUGGCAUGGGGAUCAUCUUCAUACAAAUUAUCAUAUUAUGUUCAAUAUGUUAUGUGACACAGGAUAUUAUGUUGAAACACUUGGUUCUCCUUUUACAUGCUUUGAUGCUCACCAGUAUGGAACACUCUUGCUGGUGGACCUUGAGGAUGAGUACUUCCCAGAGGAGAUUGAAAAGCUAAGGGAGGAUGUUCUGAAUACUGGCUUGGGAUUGGCAGUCUUUGCUGAGUGGUAUAAUGUGGAAACUAUGGUGAAGAUGAGAUUCUUUGAUGACAACACUCGGAGUUGGUGGACUCCAGUCACUGGAGGUGCUAACAUUCCAGCUUUGAACAAUCUUCUGGCUCCAUUUGGGAUUGCUUUUGGAGAGAAGAUUCUGAACGGGGAUUUUUCUGUCAAUGGUGAGCAGAGUCGCUAUGCAUCUGGAACAAAUAUUGUUAGAUUUCCUGGAGGUGGGUAUGUGCACAGCUUUCCUUUGCUAGAUACAUCAGAGAGUGGAGCAACUCAGAGUGUGCUAACUUCUGGCAUGAUCAAGGCUGCCUCCCCAAUUCUUGGCCUUGUAGAGGCAGAAGAAGGUCGCAUUGCAGUCUAUGGUGAUUCUAAUUGUUUGGAUAGCAGCCACAUGGUUACUAAUUGUUAUUGGCUUCUAAGGAAAAUCUUAGAUUUCACCAGUUCAAACAUCAGAGAUUCAGUACUUUUUUCUGACUUUAGUAAGCAACAUACACCCUUGACUGAAGCUGACAACCAGUUACCGUCUCGUAGAACUGAUGUAAAUUUCUCUUCAUAUUCUGCCGUCCUGGGGAAGGAUUUGAUUUGUUGGAGUGAUUCAAGAUUUGAGGUUUGGGGAACAAAAGGAUACAAUUUACACGUAAGGGGAAGAAAUAGAGUUUUGCCAGGCUAUCCUGUUACUGAUUUGGGGAGAGGUUUGAAUUCCACUAUGAACACUUCAAAAUCAAGGCGUCCGAAGUAUGCUGAGAUAAGUAAGGGUGAUUCCUUGGGAAGUAAAUACUUUGGUAUGUUCUACAAAGACGAGCUUGAUAUGCCUGUGCUAGUUGCUAGUCAUUGGCUUGUACCUCUUGUAGUUGCAGUUACUGGGCUUUUGGUGUUUUUGAGCUUCUGGAGAAUCCGACAACGAAGACGGAGGAGAAGGAAAGGAUCUGUUCCCAGUCGUUUGGCCAAUCUCUAACCAAGGUAAUUUUUUUUUUAUAGAGCUCCUUCCUGACAUUACAGAGUCUGUAAGAAAUCUCCUGUAGUAUUGUUACAUGUGUUUUUGAAUUUUGUCUUGGGCUUUAUUACAGGAAUUAGUUUUGUUUUCACAAUAUAGGUUUGUUGUUUUGAUUUUGGCUCGGCUGCUUGUUACUGGAGAAAUUUUACAGAUAUAUCAUAGGACUUCUUAGAUUUUA
Molecule: messenger RNA, 3457 nt
Organism: Mangifera indica (mango)
Lineage: Eukaryota; Viridiplantae; Streptophyta; Magnoliopsida; Sapindales; Anacardiaceae
Product: subtilisin-like protease SBT6.1
Exons: 9
Coding region: 709-3240 (843 amino acids)
Biological process (GO): proteolysis
Cellular component (GO): Golgi apparatus
Molecular function (GO): serine-type endopeptidase activity
Source: RefSeq, a predicted model, not a curated record